UGAGAUACAUCUACCCCAUAUCCAUCCUUGAGGUUGAGAAAAGUUGGUGGAGAGUGAGUAGGUGGAGAUGGCUUCAGACGGCGGCGCAGCGGCGGUGACGAGUCCGCUCCUGGACAGAAAGGCGGCGGCGGACGGGUGGCUGAACAAGGUUAUCGACGUGGAGGAGGCAAAGGACCAAAUUGUGUUCGCUUUGCCGAUGAUUGUGACCAAUGUUUCGUACUACUUCAUUCCUCUCGUCUCCGUCAUGUUCGCCGGCCACAUCGGAGAACUCGAACUCGCCGGCUCGAAUCUCGCUAAUUCCUGGGCCGCCGUCUCCGGCUUCGCUCUCAUGGUUGGCUUGAGCGGUGCACUCGAGACAUUAUGUGGGCAAGGAUUCGGUGCGAAGAUGUACGGGAAGUUAGGGGUGUACCUUCAGGCAUCAUGCAUAAUAACCGUCAUCUUCACGAUUGCUGUAUCUAUUCUGUGGUGGUUCUCCGAUUAUGUCCUAACUUUAUUACACCAAGACCCUCAAAUAGCCGAAUUAGCUGGUCUCUAUCUCAAGUACCUCAUUCCCGGAUUAUUUGCUUACGGCUUCUUGCAAAACAUCUUGAGGUUUCUUCAGACACAGUGUGUGGUGUUGCCACUUGUCGUAUGCUCAUUGGUCCCUCUUGUUCUCCACGUAGGCAUUGCCUAUAGUUUGGUUCAUUGGACCCCACUUGGGUACAGGGGAGCUCCAUUAGCAGCUUCGAUUUCGCUGUGGAUUUCGGUUCUUAUAUUGGGAUUGUAUGUCGUUAAGGCGAAGAAGUUUGAGGAAACGUGGGAGGGUUUUACUUCCGAGUCGUUUGGUCAUAUCUUUACAAAUUUGAAGCUCGCUUUGCCUUCUGCAGCCAUGGUUUGUUUGGAGUAUUGGGCUUUCGAGAUUCUUGUUUUGUUAGCGGGAUUGAUGCCGAACUCGGAAAUCACUACUUCACUUAUAGCAAUGUGUGUGAACACAGAAGCCAUCUCUUACAUGAUUGCUUACGGUCUAAGUGCUGCAGCUAGCACAAGGGUGUCGAACGAGUUAGGAGCAGGAAAUCCGGAUCGAGCAAAGCAUGCGAUGUGGGUUACUCUCAAGCUAACCGUUCUUCUUGCGCUAUUAGUUGUUUCGGGGCUGUCGUUCGGACAUAACCUAUGGGCUGGUUCGUUUAGUGACAGCCCUGUUAUAAUCGAGGCUUUCGCCUCAAUGACACCCUUUCUCGUGGCAUCCAUAUCUUGCGAUUUCGUCCAAGGAAUCUUAUCAGGGGUAGCAAGAGGAUGUGGCUGGCAGCAUCUGGCGGUGUUCAUAAACUUGGGAACGUACUACUUAAUCGGGAUGCCGAUUGCUGUUCUCCUCGGAUUCAAAUUUCAAUUGCAUGCUAAGGGAUUAUGGAUCGGCUUAAUCUGCGGAUUGACGGUCCAGAUGAUCGGACUUUUCGUGCUUUCGAAGUUCACGAAAUGGACGAGGAUAGAUAUGUCUUCGGAUCAAGAUCCUUCGGUCAAGAUUGUCGAAGGAGAUGUAUGAGUUUUCGUUGCUCACUUUUUUUUUUCUUUUCUUUUCUUUUUUUAAUUACUUUUCUGUUAAAUGUUAAUCAAGUGUGAUUAAAUUGAUCGAACUCUUCAGUUAAAGAUUUUGAAUGGUGUAUAAUAAACAAUGUAAUGUUGUAUUUUCAUGUAGAGGCAGGCAAUUAGAGAAAUCCGGUGUGACCAUUUUUUAAUGGGUUUAUUGCAUUUAGCACCCUUGUAAAUUACUCUAAUUGUUGAGAAAAGUUCUCAUGUUAUUGGUUUUUUAAUAUUAUAAAUAAAAUU
This is a messenger RNA of Erythranthe guttata (spotted monkey flower), 1803 nucleotides long. RefSeq names its product protein DETOXIFICATION 18. NCBI's taxonomy places the organism in Eukaryota, Viridiplantae, Streptophyta, Magnoliopsida, Lamiales, Phrymaceae. Gene Ontology annotation, cellular component: membrane. Gene Ontology annotation, molecular function: xenobiotic transmembrane transporter activity; antiporter activity. The record is from RefSeq and is a predicted model, not a curated record. Gene Ontology annotation, biological process: xenobiotic detoxification by transmembrane export across the plasma membrane.